Alternaria alternata is the source of this 294-nucleotide messenger RNA. RefSeq lists its product as hypothetical. The record is from RefSeq and is a predicted model, not a curated record. Gene Ontology annotation, molecular function: metal ion binding. Lineage: Eukaryota; Fungi; Ascomycota; Dothideomycetes; Pleosporales; Pleosporaceae. The transcript has a single exon. The annotation marks the transcript as partial.
AUGUCACCCGCGGCAUCGUCACCCAGAUUACGCUACCAAGCAGUAGCGAGCACUAUCACCACGACAUGCUUUAUUUCUAAUCUGCAUUGCCCGUCAUGUGUCGACGGUAUCCAGGCCUCUCUCAGCGCGCUCGAUCCCCCGCCACAGGACGUUUUUGUUUCCAUCGUUUCGCAUUCAGUGGUUGUGCGCCACGCCACAAGCCUUGACGUCGACGACAUCACGGUCUCGCUCGAGGCUGCUGGAUUCGAGAUCCAUAGUGUGUUUCAGGACAACAAGGCGGUUAGGAAUCCGAUU